CACACAACCCACAAAAUGCUGUCUAGACCCCCGUCAGACACUGUGAAGCCACGGGCCGUCCUGAUGUCGGAGCCCAAAGUGCCCACCCCGGCCCCUGGGGACACCUAUAAAGGCUGGCUCUUCAAAUGGACUAAUUACAUAAAGGGAUACCAAAGGCGCUGGUUCGUCCUGAGCAAUGGCUUGCUGUCAUACUACAGGACCCAGGCGGAGAUGGGUCACACAUGUCGGGGGACCAUAAACCUGGCCACAGCCAAUAUCGCGGUGGAAGACUCAUGCAAUUUCGUCAUCUCUAAUGGCGGCACGCAGACAUAUCACCUGAAGGCCAGCUCGGAGGUGGAGCGGCAGCGGUGGAUCACAGCACUGGAGCUGGCCAAAGCCAAAGCUUUCCGCAUGCAGGCUGAGUCGGAUGACUCCGGGGAUGACUCCACUUCUCCUGGAGGAGGUCAGGGCUCAGGCUCACGCAACUCAGAGGUGCAGUCCACCCUUCGAACGCUGGGCAGCAAGGUGGAGGAUCUCAGCACCUGCAACGACCUCAUCGCCAAACACGGCUCUGCACUUCAGCGGUCCUUGUCUGAGCUGGAGGGAGUUCGGCUGGGAGGAGAGACGAGUGAAAAGAUUCGGCAGGUGACAGAGCGAGCCACUCUCUUCCGCAUCACCUCCAACGCCAUGAUCAACGCCUGCCGGGACUUCCUGGCGUUGGCCCAGGCUCACAGUAAGCGCUGGCAGAAAGCCCUGCAGGCCGAGAGAGAGCAGAGAGUGCGACUGGAGGAGACACUGGAGCAGCUCGCCAAACAACACAACCAUCUGGAGAGAGCCUUCAGAGGAGCCACCGUACUGCCUUCAUCCCAGAGCAACCCUGCCAUAGACAGCAAAGGCCCAGUUCCAGUAAAAGGGGACGUCAGUGACGAGGACGAGGAGAAUGAAUUCUUUGAUGCAUGCGAGGACGUUCAAGAGUUUAUCACUGUACCAGCAGACCCCAAAUAUCACAGGAGAUCCGGCAGCAAUGUCAGUGGAAUCAGUAGUGAGCUGGGAAUGGACGACGGGACGACGUCGCUAGAUGAGCAGUCUCUGGGGUCCAAUCCCGAAUCUCCACAGUCCCGGGAAGUAGUGCCUGUGAAAAAGAGGCGGAGCCGAAUCCCAGAUAAACCAAAUUACUCUCUCAAUCUAUGGAGCAUCAUGAAGAACUGUAUCGGAAAAGAGCUCUCCAAAAUCCCUAUGCCUGUGAACUUCAACGAGCCCCUGUCUAUGCUGCAGCGUCUCUCCGAGGAUCUGGAGUACUACGAGCUGCUGGACCGGGGCGCCAAGUGCCAAAGCUCCCUUGAGCAGAUGUGCUACGUAGCAGCUUUCACCGUGUCCUCUUACUCCACCACAGUUCACCGCACGGGCAAACCCUUCAACCCUCUGCUGGGCGAGACAUUCGAGCUAGACCGGGGGCAGGAGAGCGGCUACAGGUCCCUCUGUGAGCAGGUAAGUCAUCAUCCUCCGGCUGCGGCACAUCACGCGAUCUCCGAGCGAGGCUGGACCCUGAGACAGGAGAUCGCCCUGGCCAGCAAGUUCAGGGGAAAAUAUCUCUCCAUCAUGCCCCUGGGUUCAAUUCAUUGUAUCUUUGAGAAGAGUAACAAUCACUACACCUGGAAGAAAGUCACAACCACAGUGCACAAUAUCAUUGUCGGGAAACUCUGGAUAGAUCAGUCAGGAGAAAUAGAUGUUGUGAACCACAGAACAGGGGACCGCUGUCAUCUCAAGUUCGCCCCGUACAGCUACUUCUCCCGAGACGUGGCCAGAAAGGUCACGGGGGUGGUGACGGAUAAGGACGGGAAAGCACACUAUGUUCUGUCUGGGACGUGGGACGAGAAGAUGGAAUGCUCUCGUGUGAUGCAGAGCAGCAGAGGGGGAGAGAACGGCACCGACGGGCGACAGAAAACCGUCUAUCAGACGCUCAAAGCCAAAGAGCUGUGGAGGAAGACACCGCUGCCGGAAGGUGCUGAAAACAUGUACUACUUCUCGACCCUGGCGUUGACAUUGAAUGAGCCGGAGGAGGGUGUAGCUCCCACGGACAGCCGGAGGCGGCCGGAUCAGCGUCUGAUGGAGCAGGGCCGCUGGGAAGAAGCCAACGCUGAGAAACAAAGACUGGAGGAGAAGCAGCGCACCGUCCGCCGAGAGAGGGAGAGAGAGGCCAACCACAACGGCAGCCCUGCAGAAGAAGUUAAGGAGCCAGCGGACAAGGCUCUCAUUGAGGACUCCAUAUCUGACUCCCCACUAAAAACCGAAGAAGUCGAGAUUGCCAGUGAGCCCUCUGAGACCACUUACAAAACUGAAACACUGCACGGCUCACACCCACCUGCAUACUCAAGUGGUCACCAGGACAAUUACAAGCCCAUGUGGUUCGAGCGGCAGGUCGACCCGAUGACAGGAGAGCCCACGCACAUCUACAGAGGAGGAUACUGGGAGGCUAAGGAGCAAGGCAACUGGGACUCCUGCCCGGAUAUCUUCUGAUCCCAGUCACACACAUGCCCCAAGAUGUCUUCACUUUCCAGAUUCCCGGAAGAUAACAAACAAAUGAAAGCUCAGUCAGCUGCCCCUUCUCUUUUCCCGUAUCGUAGUAUAUCGAGAUGCGUGUCCUCUCUUUCGCCAGCCGUGCUCCACUCAGUGGACAGUAAGGGACACCGAAUUGGACACCACCAUUUACUGUGUGUCUCUCUGUUCUCCUCGUGUUCACGGGAUUAUUAGAGAAUAGGGUUCACCAUUCAGUAAACGCUAGCGUUAGGAAAACAUAUCCUUUCCCGCUCCACAAAUCUUCCUCAAGCUGUGGACGUCAUAUCCUUAAACAUCUGGGGGAUAUGAAGGCUUGUUUGUGUGUGUGUGUGUGUGUGUGUGUGUGUGAAUGAGUUCAGAGAAGCGCUGUAGUGCUCUUUCUUUUCAUUGAGCAUGUUUGUGUGAAAGAUGAAGUUUAAGAGCUUGCCUUGGUUUGUGGUUUUUAAAGGAAUGGUUUGCGUAAAUAUGAAAGCUCUGUCAUUGUUUACUCACCACCUUAUUUCUUUUGCAAAACAAAUAUGUUUGUGCCCAACAUGUCAAGCACUAAAAAGUAUGAUAAAAGUACCAUUAAAGUGCGAUUUGAGGAGCUAUGUUCCUACUCAAUUUAUACAAUAGCUUUCUGUGAGGAUUUCUCAAAUUGUUUGAACGCCAGUUGCGACAAAAUAGUCAAACUGCACCAUUUUUUAAAACUCUAAUCAAAUUUAAUAUCAGAGCUCUCACGUAUUAGAAGAUUAUCAGUAAAUUGCACUCUUUUCAUUCACACUAAGUCAAUGCAUUACUUCAUAUAUAACAAACAAGUCAUAUACAUCACUUUUAUGGUGGUUUUAAGGCGUUAGUUUGGUCCCUUUUGGAGUUUGACAGCCUAUAAACUGUUCUACAGAAGAAAAACACCAUCAAAAAGUAUAAUGAAAGUAGAGAUUUGAGAUGUUAUAUUCUUUCUGAAUCUACUAUACAGUGCAUACAAUUUUUUUUUACGAUUUCAGAGCUUCGGCAGAUUUGGAAGAUUGUCCGUGAAUAAAUCAGUCUUUUCUGUCAAUAAGCAAUCAUAUUACUUGAAAUGUAACUCACAAGUCACAUGCAUCAAUUUCAUUGUGCUUUUCAGUCUUUUUUUUUUUUUUUUUUGGGUCCUUUUUGGACCUUGACAGACUAUAACCUGUUGUUCAAAAAAACA
Carassius gibelio (silver crucian carp) is the source of this 3706-nucleotide messenger RNA. Its product is annotated as oxysterol-binding protein 1. NCBI's taxonomy places the organism in Eukaryota, Metazoa, Chordata, Actinopteri, Cypriniformes, Cyprinidae. Gene Ontology annotation, cellular component: cytosol; intracellular membrane-bounded organelle; membrane. The record is from RefSeq and is a predicted model, not a curated record. Gene Ontology annotation, molecular function: sterol binding. Bases 16 to 2496 code for a protein of 826 amino acids. The transcript is spliced from 19 exons.